UGAGCGUUUGCGUGGGGGAGGGGACCCCUGCCUGCGCAUCACUAUUGACUGUGUGUGUGUGUGUGAGUGAGAGAGAGCGUGUGUGUGAGUGGAUGGCGUGGGCUUCUCCUCUCCUCUUUCCAAACCGCACAGCAGCAUCAUCAUCAUCACCACUCGCUCCAGAGCAACAGCCUCGUGCGCAUCAUCACCUCCAUCCUCCUUCUCAUCCUCAUCAUCUCCACCAUCUCCAGCCUGAAGAGGGACCACACGCGCGCACGCAGGAGUAAAAGACACAAGAAGAGCCUGUUGCCGCGUCAGGUGUGCUGAGAGUCAACUCUUCAGGUCCGUGAACAAACUGAAGCACCGGAACUUUCACGCGGCCUCUUCACACAACCUUUGACCCCCUUUUGCAUCUCCUGAACCUCUGUAAACAUGGAGGACGGUUACCAAAACCGGACUGCCUUCAUUAAAGGUGCCAAAGACAUUGCCAAAGAAGUCAAGCGGCAAGCUUCCAAGAAGGUCGGGCGUUCGGUGGACCGGGUGAGCGACGAGUACAGCAGACGCUCCUACAGUCAGUUCGAAGAGGACGAUGAUGACGACUACCCGACGCAGGGAAGCCAGGAUGGAGGUUUCUACCGCGAAGACAGCCAGGCGGCCAAUGAAGAUGAGGGCGGCCACAGCGACUCUACAGAGGGUCACGAUGAGGAUGACGAGAUCUAUGAGGGCGAGUACCAAGGAAUCCCCAGGGCUGAAUCAGGCAAAGGAAGCCUUGCUGGUGGCCCAGGCACCAUCGGUGAUGGAGCUCAGCAGUUCAGAGACAUCGGGGCGUCUGAGGCCGAGAGGAGGAAGGACCAAGAGGAGCUGGCUCAACAAUACGAGACCAUCUUGCAAGAAUGUGGUCACGGGAAAUUCCAGUGGUGCCUGUACUUUGUGCUGGGGUUGGCUCUCAUGGCCGAUGGCGUUGAGAUCUUCGUGGUCGGAUUCGUCCUGCCCAGUGCUGAGAAGGACAUGUGUCUGUCUGAACCCAACAAAAGCAUGCUAGGUCUGAUUGUGUAUUUCGGGAUGAUGGUCGGGGCUUUCCUCUGGGGGGCACUGGCGGACCGGAUAGGUCGUCGUCAGUCUCUUCUCAUCUCGCUCUCCAUCAACAGCGUUUUCUCCUUCUUCUCCUCCUUUGUCCAGGGAUACAGCACUUUCCUCUUCUGCAGACUCCUCUCCGGCGUUGGGAUCGGUGGAUCAAUUCCCAUCGUGUUUUCCUACUAUUCCGAAUUUCUGUCCCAAGAGAAGCGCGGCGAGCACCUGAGCUGGCUCUCCAUGUUCUGGAUGAUGGGGGGAAUAUACGCAUCUGCUAUGGCCUGGGCUAUUAUCCCACACUAUGGUUGGAGUUUCCAGAUGGGCUCUGCAUAUCAGUUCCAUAGCUGGCGUGUGUUUGUGUUAGUGUGCGCGUUUCCCUCUGUGGCAGCCAUCGCUGCCCUCAGCGUCAUGCCAGAGAGCCCACGCUUCUACUUGGAGAAUGGCAAACACGACGAAGGCUGGAUGAUUCUGAAGCAAGUCCACGACACUAACAUGCGGGCAAAGGGAUACCCAGAGAAGGUGUUUUCUGUCACAACAAUCAAGACGGUGAAACAGGUGGAUGAGUUGGUGGACACCGGCACUGACACUCCAGUCUGGCAACGCUACAGACUGAAGAUUAUGAGCCUCUCCCAUCAGAUCAGGAACAACAUUGUCGCCUGCUUCAGUCCUGAAUACAAACGGACAACCUUCAUGCUCAUGGCUGUUUGGUUUAGCAUGUCUUUCAGCUAUUACGGUCUGACCGUGUGGUUCCCAGACAUGAUCAAGUACAUCCAGAAGCAGGAGUAUGACUCAAAGACAAAGACCUUCACCAAGGAGCGAGUGGAGCAUGUCACGUUUAACUUCACCCUGGAGAACCAAGUGCAUCGUGAAGGACACUACUUCAAUGACAAGUUCCUCAACCUGAAGAUGAAAUCCAUGGUGUUUGAAGACUCCGUGUUUGAGGAGUGCUUCUUUGAGGACAUCACCUCCACUCACACCUUCUUCAGAAACUGCACCUUUAUCGCCAGUUUGUUCUACAACACAGAUUUGUUCAAAUACAGGUUUGUCGACUGUAAACUGGUCAACAGCUCAUUUAUCCACAACAAGGAGGGCUGCAUUCUGGACUUCAGCGACGACUUCAACAAUGCCUACAUGAUAUACUUUGUCAACUUCCUGGGCACGUUGGCGGUGUUGCCUGGCAACAUCGUCUCGGCUCUGUUAAUGGACAAAAUUGGCCGUUUAAGGAUGUUGGCGGGAUCCAGCAUCAUAUCCUGUGUCAGCUGUUUCUUCCUGAUGUUCGGCAACAGUGAGUCGGGAAUGAUCGCCCUCCUGUGUCUGUUUGGCGGCAUCAGCAUCGCUUCGUGGAACGCGCUGGAUGUGAUAACAGUGGAGCUCUACCCGUCUGAUAAGAGGACCACAGCGUUUGGCUUCCUGAACGCUCUCUGUAAGGUGGCGGCCGUCCUGGGCAUCAGCAUCUUCCAGUCAUUUGUCGGCAUCACCAAGGCCGUACCCAUCAUAUUUGCCGCUGGCGCGCUCGCUGCAGGUAGUUUCCUUGCAACCAAGUUGCCUGAAACACGAGGCCAAGUGUUGCAGUAAAAGAGAUGGCCAGCAGUGGGCAGCAGAGUACAGCUGGAGUGUGUUUGACAAACCAGAGAGAUUCAGCGCUGCCCCAUCGCACACCAAGAGAAUAGACUGCCAUCCCAUUGUAAGCCCAGAAUCCUUUGAAAUAUGGAUCGAGUCUUUCAAAGUCCAAACAGACCCACAGAGAUUAACAGAAGAGCACACAGAUGUAGAAAUAAACACCUUAAUUCAGCUGUGCUGUCAGGUUUGAUCCGAUCUUUAACAAAAGUGUGCUAUCGACAGGGUGAAGUGGAAAUGUGCUGUUAGGAUAAAAAUGUGAAAAGACAGAGUGGUCAAAUGAAACAGAAAAAAAAGCCAUUUCUGGAGGGACGUGUGACACAAUUUCAUCCAUUUUUGUGACUGUUUUUCUUUGUCAUCUGUCCUCAGUCACCGGCUUUCAGUGCUCAUAGAUGUGUUUGUAGAUUUCCCUUUGAAAAGACCGUAAAUAUUAACUCACAGGUCGAUUACGUUUCUCUAAAAGCACCAACGACCCUUCGCCCCCCACUGAGCACUGCAGAUUUCUACUACAUUACAUAAAAAGAAGACUGGAACCAGACACAGAAAGUUUCAUUCGUCCUGGUUUAGUCUCGUCUUAAAAAGCUCAAAACAUAUAGUUGAAGUGACAUUUCACAGGAUUCUCAGUCGUAAAUGGGACUCGUUCCUCUGUGUUCAGUGUUUUCCCUCCUUGUCGUUGAACCCUCCAGCUGUCGCAGUCUUCUGAUGCACACGUCUGCGUCACAGGGACAGCUGUGGGACGGAUUUGUGCUGUACUUAACGUGAGAGCAGAUACACAAGUGUAAUAUUUGCUGAAUUAUUUGCACGAGUGUGUUUUAUGUCAGUGUGUGAGUGUGUGUGUGUGUGUGUGUGUGUGGGAAAGUGUGAUUCAUCCCUGUAGACGUCAACAUUUCAUGCAGAUCAGACUAAUUACAUUUUGUUAAUCAAAUCAAAUGAUUUCUAACGCAGUAGCUCAGGUGUAGUAAGAAUACUCAAGUACGUCUACAGCUAAUAUCAUUUUAGCACCACUGUACCACAUUAUUAGUAUUGAUUAGCCUUAUAAUGAAAAAAGUCACAAGAGCGUUAAAGUUCAUUUGACUGUGGUUAAAAGUCAAAGUCAUAUCAUGAGAUUUUUCCAAAGCGACUUUGUGUUAAGAUUUAUGCUUUGUUGACGUAGAGGGGUUGUUUUUUCGUUUUCACUUUGACUAAAAUGACACAGUUUACGCUCUUAAAUGUCCCUUGUGCCCCCUAGAGGUCAUGAUAUGACUUUAUUGGCGUUGUAAGCACAAACAGGACCAAAAAAAGAAAAAGUCUGAUUAAAUCAUGAACAUAGGCACAAAGAGAAAAAACAGACUAUGAAAAGAAAUUAAUUUUUAAGGGCUUAAAUGAGUUUGGUCACUGCCUCCACAUCAUAUCACAAAAAGUGAAAUCUUUUACAGUGCUUCUGCAUAGUACUGUUAAAAACUCUUUGAACUAAAUUAGACAGAAUCACUAAACGAGUUACUUAGCUCACUACUUCACUAUCAUUUCUCCAAAGGUAUACAUUAAUAUGUGUGCUGACAAUCAGUGAGUGAGUACAUGUGUGCAGUGUGUUGACUAUGGAUGUAUGUGUGUGUGUGUGUGUGUGUGUGUGUGUGUGUGUGUGUGGGAGAGAGACGCAGAGAGACGUUUUUGUUAUUGGAAUUGUUGGACAUUGGACAUUUUAGGAAGUUCUUUUCACUUUUUAAUUUGUUAGCUUAGCUUAGCCUGAAAGAGGGGCAAACAGCUGGCCUGGCUCUUUGCAAUAUUAGCAAACAAGAGCCAAACCUGCCCAUUAAACCUGGGCCCCAUAGUAAUAAUAAUAAUAAUAAUAAUAAUAAUAAUAACAAUAAUAACAAUAAUAACAAUAAUGAAUUUUAUUUAUAAGCGCCUUUCCAACAUUCAAGGACACUUUACAAAGACAAACAAUGAUAAAAACAGACAACAGGACGACACAGUAAAACAGAUAACGGAGUGAAAUUAUAGAGAGUAGGCUAUUUUGAAGAGGUGGGAUUUGAGUCUGGAUUUGAAGAGGGGAAGAGAGUCAGAGUUGUGGAUUCCAGAGAUGGUGCUGAGGCGGGCGAAGGGCACAGUGAGGUGGAUUUGAGGAGGAGGAUCUGAGGUUGCGAUGUGGAGGAGGUCGGAGAGACACGGAGGGGCGAGGUUGUGGAUGGCCUUCAAAGCAUACAGGAGGAGUUUGAAUUGAAUUCCGAAAUUAACUGGGAGCCAGUAGGAUGUAGGGUGGGGGUGAUGUGGUGGAAUGAGGGGGUUCUGGUGAUGAUUUCUGGACCAGGCCCUCCAGGCCAUAUCAUGUGGCCCACCACUUUUAAUCGAGUUAUAAUGGAAUUAAUUCUGUAUGUUUUUGUUUUCUUUAGUAAUAGAUUGAUUUUGCAUUUUGUAAUUGUGAACAAUAUAUUAUUCCAUAUCAACACGGACACUUUUAUUUUGAAAUUCUGUGAAACAUCUAUUAUUGUGAUUGCGUAAUUCUGCGAUAUUACUUUAAAUACAUCUGACUAGACUCUAUGCUCAGUGGCCCCAAGGUCAUUUGAGUUUGAGAGCCCUCUUGUGGUAUCAAUUUUCAUUUAACUCUCAAACGAGAGUAUUUCCCCAAAUGUCUUAUUGUCUAUUCCUUUAAUGUUGUCACUCUGAGGAUGAAGUCUCUCUUUUUGCUGAUUGCGUGCAGAGUCUUGUGAGUGUGCUGUGACUGUGAACGACUUUGUUCCAUCGUGUUCAUGCGUGCGAGGCUGUCUGGAUGUCGUUGCCGUGCGCAUGUGUGCAUGCGUGUAUAAGCUGACUGUAAAUCGUCUGUCACAUAUUUUUCUACUUUUUUCUGUUGCGGUAUUUUCAUCCCUGUGAUGAAUACAGCUCAGAUGGGGACCACGGAAAUAUAUUUAGACAAGAGGAAGAAAAACAAACAAACAAACAUCCUAAUGCAAUAUAUGCAGUGCAGACUUUAUUGUGUUGUUCUUCAUUAUGGACUCUGGUGCUCUUUUGCUGGAACAAUUCAGUCUUUCAAACAAAUCCCACGAGAGAUAACUAACCCUGGAGAUAACAUGCGGUCUGUUCUUCCGGUUAGAAACACGAUAAAAGGAUCACAUCUUAAAUUAAGACGACUCCACCCUCCAACCCUUCUGUAUUCAACCGAUUGUGACGCAUGUUUGUAUCGUAUUGUCUGACUUUUUGGACGUCCUGUAUGCCAGCUGUUUUUGUCUAAAGCAAGAACUUGUGUUUUCAUUGUUGUAUGAUGACAUAGAUUUGUUGCUUGCAGUGAUUGUUCUUAAUCAAAGUGGGGUUAAAAUUGGUAAAACUUGAGUAUGUGUUCAUGAAAGUACGUUAGUGGUGACUGUGACUCCUUGUUUACCUUGGACCCAGGUAACUUUUUGAAUAUAUUCAUAUAUAAAUAUAAACUGUAUAUGCCUGAAUUUCUGAGGAGGGCGCUUUUACUUCGUGCAAUUCGUCUUGCAGAGGUACAAGAUAUAGCUGUGGAAGGAAAAGAACGGGGGUAAUGCACUGAGUGAAGGGAGCUGAAAAUGAGCAUCAAUUAAUCAACCGAUUUGAAAGAAACGUGUUUGUCCCUGUGAGUCCAUAAAAGCGGGAGAGCCGAAAGCAAUUAAGCGGAGGCUUUCUCUGAGGAGACGGGAAUAUUAAACUCAAAAGGACCAACUCACCAAAAGAGCAUCCUAUGUCAAAUUGAAGCUCCUGUCCAAAAAUGUUAACUAUGUAAUGUUAAUAUGUGUAAAAGUUUAUAUUCCUACAUACAGAUAUUAGAUAUAUAUAAACUAUCAAAGGGUUAUUGGUUUGAGUUUUAUCUCCAAUGAUAAUGGCAGUGGUGGUAGGUGGUCAAUACAGCUAAUUCAGCCUGAAGACUUCCCCUAAUGAUGAUAAAGUGGUGGUCUGAUAAAGGGGAUGGAGGACUUUUUAAUGGCAUGGUGUGUGAUCUUCUCAACUCUUAAGAGCACACAGAUCACUCCCGAAUGAAUCAGGACCGACCCAUGCCAGAAAACAACUCCUUCAUCUGCUCAGGACUGAACAGUGUCGUCUGGACCGAACGAAGGAGUUUUGUGUUAUGUUUUUUCAAAUUUUCUUUACUUUGACUCUGACCUGUUUAUUAAAUGAUUUCAAGUUCUACUCUAAAUGUGAGUUAAAUUCAAAAAUCAGUGUACUGUGUGUAGGAACUGUAGAUGUUUGUAUGUGUAAGUAUGGAAUUUGUGGAACAAAAGAUCAAGGAAAACAAUUCCUAAAAAUAUGACACAAAAAAUCUA
Solea solea (common sole) is the source of this 6923-nucleotide messenger RNA. RefSeq names its product synaptic vesicle glycoprotein 2A-like. Gene Ontology annotation, molecular function: transmembrane transporter activity. The coding region runs from base 412 to 2625 and encodes 737 amino acids. The record is from RefSeq and is a predicted model, not a curated record. Gene Ontology annotation, cellular component: membrane. Gene Ontology annotation, biological process: transmembrane transport; chemical synaptic transmission. NCBI's taxonomy places the organism in Eukaryota, Metazoa, Chordata, Actinopteri, Pleuronectiformes, Soleidae. The transcript has 13 exons.